GAGCGCAGCCGGGAAGGCAGCCGGGACCCGCGGGGCCCGUGCGGAGAGGCGCCCGCGCCCUUGCCCGCUUCCCGCUCUCCCCUUCUCCCCCGACCUCUGCCCUCUGCAUCUGCCCCCUGCUUCUGUCCUCACCGUCUCACACCCCCUCCGACCCCUCGCCCCCGCGCCGGCCGGUUCCCGGGUCUUCCUUCCCACUUGUCUCCCCUGGGUACCGGGGAGGCAGCCUGGACUGAACCCGCUCACUUCUCAGCCCCAGUCCCCCGUCCGCUCGCUCUCUCCUGCUUUUCCUCCCUUUCUCACAUCUUAGGGACUGUCCAGUGCCCACAAACCCCAGUCUGGCGCUGCCUCUGCCCGGAAUCUCGACUCUUCCUCUCCCAUUAACCCCACCCCCAACUUGGCACCCGGCUUUUCUCUUCACUUCUGUUCUUGCCUCUUCUGCUCUCCCUCCCCUCCCGGUUCCCCUCUAUCUUCCUCCUUAGUUCCACUAUCCUCCGUUCUUCUUCGUCUCUUUCCGCAUCACUUCCUCCCCCCAGCCCCCAUUCUCAGUCUCCGGGCCCCUCCGAAGCCUAGCCUUCCUGUUCCUGUCCCCCAGUGCUCUCUCGUUCACUUCCAGUGACCAUGACCGCUAUCCCAGAUUGGAAGCUACAGUUGCUAGCCCGGCGGCGGCAGGAGGAGGCAGCGGUUCGUGGCCGUGAGAAAGCGGAACGGGAUCGCCUGUCCCAGAUGCCAGCCUGGAAGCGGGGAAUCCUGGAACGACGCCGAGCCAAGUCAGGCCUGCCUCCUGGAGAGGCGAGCCCUGUGCCUGGGACUGCAGAGGCUGGACCUCCAGACCCAGACGAGUCCGCCGUCCUCCUGGAGGCUAUUGGACCAGUACAUCAGAACCGAUUCAUCCAACAGGAGCGACAGCGGCAGCAGCAGCAGCAGCAGCAGCAGCGGAAUGAAGGGCUCGCUGAUAAGAAGCCUGGGCCUCUGGAGGCCCUAGAACGGAGGUCAAGUCCCGGUAGUUUAAGAGAGCAGAGCCCCAAGGGAAGAGAGUCAAGAGAGGAGAGGCUGAGUCCCAGAGAGGCCAGAGAGAGGAGGCUGGUGAUAGGGGGAGCCCAAGAGUCAUGUUCCAGGACUUCGGAGACCCGAGACUGGAGGCAGAGCCCUGCGGAGGCCAGAGAUCUGAGUUCCAGAGCAGCAGAGGCCCAGAAAUGGAGGCUGAGCCCCGGAGAAACUCCAGAGGAGAGUCCGAGGUUAGCAAGUCCUGGAGAUCACAGUCCCAAGAGAAAAGAGGUAUUAGAAAGCCGACUGAGCCCCGGGGAGUCUGGCGACCAGAAGGCCUGCCCGACAGAGGCCCAUAGAUGGAAUCUUGACCCGAAAGAACCCCAGAAACAGAGCUCGAUACAGCUGGAGGCCGCAGAGUGGAGGCUGAACUCAAGAGAAGAGAAAAGAGACUACUUGGAGGAGUGCGGGAGAAAGGAAGAGAAACUGAGUCCAGGGAUUGUCCUAGACCAGUCUCCAGUGACAAAGGAGGUUCAAGACAACACCUCUAGAGAAGCGGAGACGGCCGAGCAGAGGCCCAGCCCUGUGGAGGAUGGAGACAGGAUCUCGAGGCCCACCGAAGGCUGGAAAUGGACCCUAAACUCGGGGAAGGCUCGAGAACGGACAUCUCGGGACACAGAGACUCGAACUCAGAAGCCAGAUGCCCCGGCGUCUUCAGAGAAGCACCUGGGGCCUUCUGGUGUGGAGGUUGGAGGCGAGGCUGAGAGGGAGGAGGCGGGGGCUCAGAGCAGGCCUCUGAGAGCCCAGCAGAACCUCUGCUCUGGGCCCUCCCCCCUCCCACCAGAGCAGGCCGGGGCUGGGACGGAAGGCCCCAGACAGCAGGAAGAGGAAGCAGCAGAACUCCGGCCCCCAACGCCAGCCCCUCUGUCUCCCCCACCCCCAGCCCCAGCUGCCCCUCAGCCCCCCGGGGACCCCCUCAUGAGCCGCCUGUUCUAUGGGGUGAAGGCAGGACCGGGGGUGGGGGCCCCCCGCCGCAGCGGACACACCUUCACUGUCAACCCACGGAGGUGUGUGCCCCCGGCCAGCCCAGCCCCUCCAGCCUCCCCUGCCACCGCUGAUGAUGCUGCGGGGCCUGGACCCGGGAAGAAGCGGUACCCAACCGCCGAGGAGAUCUUGGUGCUGGGGGGCUACCUCCGUCUCAGCCGCAGCUGUCUGGUCAAGGGGUCCCCUGAAAGACAUCACAAACAGCUCAAGAUCUCCUUCAGUGAGACGGCCCUGGAGACCACAUACCAAUACCCUUCCGAGAGCUCGGUACUGGAAGAUCUUGGCCCGGAGCCUGAGGCCCCCAGUGCUCCCAGCCCCUUGGCAACCCAUCCUGACGACGACGACGAGGAGGAGGAAGAGGAGGAGUUGCUACUGCAGCCAGGGCUCCAGGGCGGGCUGCGCACCAAAGCCCUAAUCGUGGAUGAGUCCUGCCGGCGGUGACCAUCUUCCAAUUUGGGCACGUACCUCCCUCCUUCCCAUACCUGGAGAUCCUGCAGUCUGGACGAUUCAGAGCCGACGGACCCUAGCAAGGAGCCUGGCAGGGAAGGGCAAUGGGCAUAUUCCGACUUGCUUUUCUCAUCCCAUUUCUGGGGCAGAGCCAGUAGCCUAAAUUUACCCCUAACCCAAGGUCCCCCGUGGGUGUAGUCACGUGGACUGGAGCAUCCUUGGCGAGCUAAGAGUGAGCGACACAGGAUUCACCUGGAGUUGAGGUAGAUGGAGCACCUCCAGCCCCAGGACAGGGAGCACCUCCAGCCCCAUGGCAGGGUACACUGUCCCCACAGCCUCCUUUGACUUCCCGCCACUCCCGGGGACACUCAGGAUUUAAGCACUCACCUCCCUGGGAGGUCUAGAUCCCACUCCAUCCACAAGCUUCCUUUUCCUAGGUAACUGCCCCUUUGUUUACAGCUUCCUCCUCCUCUCUUGAACACAGCCUGGUUUACAAACCCACCAGCUCCCAGGUCCGCCUGCCAGAGUCCCAGGUUUACAAGCUAGGCCUAACUCACAGCCUUCCUGAGGAAUCCUCCACCCUCCAUUUGUUAUUAUUGAGAGUGACCUGGGGAGGUAUAUGGCUUUCCUCCACUUUGCUCAGUAUUACUGUGCCUCAGUUUCCCCCGAGAGGGAAAGCUGGGGAUCCUAACUCUUGAACCCCAUGAGAAUUAUUUAAUUCUGUUCCCCCACGUGGUUCACAUUGAAUUGAAUUGCAGUGUGGGGGGGACAAAGGGAGGCGCCUCACCCCUCCCCGUUUGCUCCUUUGCCAAUUGCCUGAUUUGUUUCAUUUUGUAACUUUCCGUAAUAAAAUGGAGCUCUUUUCAACUCUU
Peromyscus maniculatus bairdii (prairie deer mouse) is the source of this 3347-nucleotide messenger RNA. RefSeq names its product protein phosphatase 1 regulatory subunit 18 (gene Ppp1r18). The record is from RefSeq and is a predicted model, not a curated record. Lineage: Eukaryota; Metazoa; Chordata; Mammalia; Rodentia; Cricetidae. Gene Ontology annotation, molecular function: phosphatase binding.